AUGGCUGUUGACCUCGCUGUGUCCGUCCCGACGCUGGUGGGGAGUCUACUCUCGGCUCUUGCGUCGGCUUUUGUUCUCGUCAUCUUCGCCAUUUCACCAAAAAACCAUUUCCGCCAUUGGCUAAUUCUCAAUCUGACCAUCGCGGAUUUCAUCAAUGCCACAAACAAUACCGUUUCAGGAUUCUUAGUCGUCAGUGGGCGCCAUGACCUUAGCCCUGGACCUGGCUGCCAGCUGAAUGGUUGGAUGGGCCAAUUCUCCGUCCAAGCGAUUGAUUUUUCCAUUUUGGCCAUAGCCAUGGUCGCGUUGUGGAUUGUCCAACGACCAACCAUAGUAUCAACGUUAAGCUGGAGGGCCAAGGUGAUAUUGUGCAUCUCAAUCUGGAUUACCCCCUUAAUCACCAGUACCACGGCGGUGGGCUUGGGGAUUGUUGGGCCCGUCAGUGGCAACUGGUGUUGGAUCGAGUCACAAUACCUAGGCUUACGGUACGCCCUCGGACAUGGCUGGCGAAUAGCUAUUGUGUUCAUUACGGCCAUAACGUAUAUCGUGGUCUUCGUCGUCGUGAAGCGCCGCUACGAGCAUCUGAGCCUGUUCCCGAACGGUGACACAUCCUCUGGCCGCGAUAAAUCUAGGUCCACAGAAGGGGAUGCCGUAGAUCUGUCGUCCAUAAGGCUGGACACGACAAUCACUGUCCAGAGUAGCGAGGUGUUCAACAAUCCAGCUAGCACAGAUGGGGUAAGCGAGUCUCCUUCACAGGAUCAUCUCGCAUCGCAGGCCCCUUUCUCUGCAGUGAAAAGUCAGCCGAGUAAAUACGACACGACCUCCGACGAGCGCCGCCUGAGGUAUGCUGACACCCCAGGAAGGGGGGUGGAUGCUACGGAACAACGAGAUAAGAAAAUCCGCUAUGCCGAAGUUCGCCGUGUGAUGUUGCUGAAUGGCUACCCGGCAUUUUAUGUGCUGCUGUGGAUCCCCGGGCUGCUCAAUCGGUUGCUCGAGUCCCUUGGUCAUAAGACCAGGUGGCUGCAGAUCCUGCAAGCAUCUACGCAAUUCAUCGGUCUUGCCAAUGCUUUUACUUAUUCAUACAAUGAAGGCUUUCGUCGCCAGAUUCGCUCGUUGGUCACAAGGCAGAGGCGAUCGUACCAUGAGCAGCUGUAA
Aspergillus bombycis is the source of this 1152-nucleotide messenger RNA. RefSeq lists its product as uncharacterized. The transcript is spliced from 5 exons. Lineage: Eukaryota; Fungi; Ascomycota; Eurotiomycetes; Eurotiales; Aspergillaceae. The record is from RefSeq and is a predicted model, not a curated record. The coding region runs from base 1 to 1152 and encodes 383 amino acids. Gene Ontology annotation, cellular component: plasma membrane. Gene Ontology annotation, biological process: adenylate cyclase-activating G protein-coupled receptor signaling pathway. Gene Ontology annotation, molecular function: G protein-coupled receptor activity.